AUGCUGGUAGCAGCUUUACAAUGUAAAGUCGAUAUUGGCCCGCGGGACUCCUGGACAAGGCUCGAAAAAUUUGAUGUCCCGAGGCAGAAAGGAGGAAUUGAUUGCGGCGUCUAUUCCCUUCUCUACGCCAGAUUUGGGAUGGCCAAUAAACCAUUAAAUUUUUCGCAACAGGAAAUUUCUUCGUAUAGAAGAUUAUUUUGUCAAAAAUUAACCGCUGCUAUUGAUUUUCAAAGGUAG
Meloidogyne enterolobii is the source of this 237-nucleotide messenger RNA. NCBI's taxonomy places the organism in Eukaryota, Metazoa, Nematoda, Chromadorea, Rhabditida, Meloidogynidae. The record is from the annotation of a GenBank genome assembly.